AUGCAAUUCAAGUCGCUCGCUACCCUCCUUUUCGCCGCUCUGGCAGUGGCCAAUCCUGCCCCAGCCCCUCAGGCUGGCGAUGACCUGAACGCUCUGAUGGACUCCAUUCCCAGCUCCGUCCUCGGCGUCCUCAUGACGGCUAUUCCUCCCUCUGUCGUUGCGGCCCUUACCGACCCUACCCAGGCCGCCGGCAUCGUUCAGCAGAUUGAGCAAGGGCAGAUACCCGACUGGUACAACAACCUGCCCGACAGCGUCAAAGCCUGGGCUUCUAACGCUGUCAUGGCUGAGCUCGACGGUGUUGCUCCCACCGAUACCGCCAGCGGUAGCCCUGCUGCUACCCCCACCGGUUCUACUACCACUCCCGCCCUCACUUCUUCUCCUUCCGUGACUUCUUCCGGCAACACCAAGACCACGUCCUCGGGCUCUGCUGGUGCUGCCUCAACCACGACCCCGACCUCGACCCCGAACGCUGCCCCCACUGGCGCCGUGGCCGUCAGCUUUGCCGGUGCUGCUGGUAUACUGGCUCUCGCUCUUGCCCUGUAA
Messenger RNA from Aspergillus lentulus, 543 nucleotides. RefSeq lists its product as uncharacterized. The record is from RefSeq and is a predicted model, not a curated record. Lineage: Eukaryota; Fungi; Ascomycota; Eurotiomycetes; Eurotiales; Aspergillaceae.